Messenger RNA from Rotaria sp. Silwood1, 705 nucleotides. NCBI's taxonomy places the organism in Eukaryota, Metazoa, Rotifera, Eurotatoria, Philodinida, Philodinidae. The record is from the annotation of a GenBank genome assembly.
AUGUAUAAUUUUAGUGUCACAUUGAACAAAGUCCAAGAUCAUGCACAUACCAGCUGGGCUUUUCAACGACUUCUUCUUGUAAAUGAAUAUUCAAGAAAAUCUCCAUUACCUCCACCAUUCAAUCUUAUCCAUUAUAUUUGUAAGGGUCUUUGGAAAAUAUUUAAUUCCUGUCGUAAAGAAAAUUUUAAUAACAAUAUUUAUGGUUCAUUAGAUAAUAGUAGUGGAUUAGAUUGUAAUCUCUAUGAUACUAUUUUAUUUAAUGCUAUAGAUCAAGUUAAAAUUUGCGGUUAUGUGACGGAAGUUUCCGUUAAUUUUUCAACAAAACCUACUGCUAACCAGCCGAAAAUAUGGCUUUUUACUAUUCAAAAUACAAAUAUCGGUACACAUCCAAAUACUUUUCAAAUUAUUGAAAAAAAAAUGAUACCAUUAGCUGAUAUACAAUUAGAAUCGGGCAUACAAACAUUCACUCAACUUCAUAUUCCUAUUCGAGCCAAACAAUAUUUAGCGAUUCGAUUUUCAACAGGUUCUGGAAAUCCAUUUAGUACAGAACGUAAUCAAUAUUAUAGUUAUUUUACUGACGAACCUUAUCGAAAUCAAAAGAUAUUCUUUUCGAAUUCUCCCACUACAGGAAUUACAAUGAGCUUUAAUGUUGGAUCAUCACCAGGCAAGUUCAGAUUAUUAUUCUUAAAAAUUCAGUUUGUAUGA